Molecule: messenger RNA, 1202 nt
Organism: Toxorhynchites rutilus septentrionalis
Lineage: Eukaryota; Metazoa; Arthropoda; Insecta; Diptera; Culicidae
Product: glycerol-3-phosphate phosphatase-like
Exons: 4
Coding region: 167-1087 (306 amino acids)
Cellular component (GO): cytoplasm
Molecular function (GO): phosphatase activity
Source: RefSeq, a predicted model, not a curated record
ACAGCUCCAAGGUCAAGUUUGUUUCGAUUCAUAUUGGAAACGAACAUGUAUUUCCUAGACAUUUCUAUAUCGUAGACAAAUUUUAUUUUAUCUUGUAAUAACUUAUUACUAGCACAUUUUACGAAAGUUCUAAUCAUUCUCUAAUUAAAACUCUCAAUCCUGAAUCAUGUAUUCAAACUCCGGAACCAAUCUUGCCUCUCUAAGCCCGUCCGAGAUCAAGGACUGGAUCAACACAUUUGAUACCGUGUUAACCGAUUGUGAUGGUGUAAUUUGGGUGGACAACACUCCUUUGCCGUUUGCAACCGAUGUCAUUAACAAAUUCAUCGAAAAUAACAAAAAGUUAUUUUUCGUCACAAAUAAUUCCACCAAAACUCGCAAUGAAUUUGUGGCGAAAUCUAACAAAUUAGGAUUCAAUGUCGGCUUGGAUAAUAUUAUUUCCACUGCAUACCUAGCAGCCCAAUAUCUGAAGGCUAAACAUUUCGAUAAAAAGUGCUAUGUAGUGGGGACAACCGGUAUCACCAGAGAAUUAGACGCUGUCGGCAUACGACACACGGGAGCCGGGCCGGAUGUUCUACAAGGAACACUAGGCGAAGCUGUCCACGCGUUUCAACCAGACCCAGAAGUUGGCGCGGUCGUCGUUGGCUUUGAUGAGCAUUUCAGUUUUCUGAAAAUGAUGAGAGCUGCUUCGUAUCUCAACGACCCGGAGGUGCUUUUCAUCGGUACAAAUACCGAUGAACGAUUUCCGAUGCCGGAUUGUGUUAUCCCCGGAACGGGCAGUAUUGUGAAUGCCGUGACGACGUGUGCUGAAAGGGAGCCCAUCGUUAUGGGGAAACCAAACAAGCAUAUCUGUGAUAUCUUGGAGGAGGAGUACAAGGUGGAUCCGAAACGGACCUUGAUGAUCGGCGAUCGAUGCAAUACGGACAUUCUGCUGGGGAAGAAUUGUGGCUUCCAGACUUUGCUGGUCGAAACAGGCAUCCACAAUGCUGCUGAUAUUGAAAAGUUCGCACAGUCAAAUGAUCCUGACGUUAGGAAACUUGUGCCGGAUGUGUACACAAGCAAACUUGGGGAUUUGCUUCCCUAUCUGUAGCGUUAUAUGUUAUAGAGACAAUGACAAAAUCAAGCUAUGGCGAUAAUUAUCUGUUGAUAUUCAUGCUGCUUCAAAACCGUUUUGUUUGCAAUAAAAAUGCAUUUGCUGCGAAUUA